AUGACGCGCGACAUCAAGUACUUAGUGCUCGCCCUCGCCAUGGCCGCGACGGCCGGCGCAAUCGCGCCGCCAUCCUUGCGCGGCGUCAAGGACGCCUCGGGCGCCGAGACCGUCGGCGACACGUUCGAGAUGUCGCUGGCCAAGGCGGUCGACACGACGCCGAAGCUACGUGGCGCCGCUGAGAACGACGCUGCUCACAGGCGGGUUGGUCGCGGCCUAGACUUUGGUUACCGAGCCCGCGAAUGCCCGGAGCUCGACGUGCCGGACGAGUGCCCGGGCGACGCGACGGGCCUGAGAAGGUGCGACGAGGUGCUCUCGCCGCUGGAGGUUUACUGCGUCGGGGACGCGUCGACCUGCUCGGAUCCGCGUCUAUAGGAGCUCCCUUCGCCACGCCAUCGUAAAAUGCGAGGCCCGCGCAGGCCCAGACAUGCCGGCGAGCGACUGCCUCGCGCAUUUUGGCGGAGACGGCGGCCGUCGGCGCCUAGAUGCGACUAGCCCGGCGCCCACGCCUGCGCCUCUCUAUGUCUUUGCGGUGCGGCAGCCGACGCCCGCGCCGACGCCGGCCGAGCCCACCGCCAAGCCGACGGGCGAUCCGACGCACAAGCCCACGGCCGCGCCUGCGGCCGCGCCUGCGGUCGAGCCGACGGCCGAGCCCACGGCCGCGCCUACGACGGCCGAGCCGACGGCAGCGCCUACGACGGCCGAGCCGACGGCGAAGCCGACGGCGGAGUCUACGGCCGGGCCGACGGGUCAGCCGACCGCGUCGACGCCAGGCCCGACGCCCGCGCCGACGCCGGAGGGCACAUUCUCGUAUGGCUACUCUCUCUCGUAUGGAUACCAGACGGACGCGCCAACGCCCGUCAGCUAUUGCCACGGGACGGAGUACGCUGACCCUCAGUCGUGCGGCGACGCACCGUUCCCUGCGUGCGAAGGCUACCAGACAAGUUCGGGGUACGGCAUGGGCUACCCCUGCGUGCCGGGCCCCGAGGGCAGCGACGAAUGCACGGCCUCCUCGGACCCGUGCACGUUGCCUACGACCGCCCCGACGCUCUCGAAGGCGCCGACGGCCACGCCGGCGCCGACGGCGGCCCCGACGCCCGUGUGCGUGUACCCCGAAGACCAGAGGCGACUGGAGUCCGGGAGCGACGAGCGCCUGGGAGGUCGCGCCGAGUUCCUCGGUCCGGCGCCGGAUUACUCGCGAAUCGUCAACGGUGGCGAUGCCAUCCAGGGCAAUCAACCGUGGAUGGUGGCGCUCUUAAGAACUGGCCCCGGGCUUAAAGAUGGCACUGGUAGCUACUACGAUAGGCAUUACUGCGGCGGCACCUUGAUCCAUCAUUCGUGGGUCCUGACGGCGGCCCACUGUAUUGUGACUCCUCACAGCACCAAAAUGUUCCCCACUACGGUCGUCGUCGGCGCGUACGACCUUACCGAUUGGCAAAACGAGGGAGACACAGAAAUUCCAGCGCCGGAAGAGAGAGUAGUGAACGACGUGCUGAUCCACGAGAAGUACUACGAAAACCCAAAGUUGACCGACGGGAGUCAAGAUCCCGACGCUGACGGCUCCAGUUCCACUUCCAGCUUUCCUUCUUCUUGUCCAACACCGCCACCUUUGUAG
Pelagomonas calceolata is the source of this 1615-nucleotide messenger RNA. Lineage: Eukaryota; Pelagophyceae; Pelagomonadales; Pelagomonadaceae. The record is from the annotation of a GenBank genome assembly.